Messenger RNA from Ananas comosus (pineapple), 1387 nucleotides. RefSeq names its product tRNA (guanine-N(7)-)-methyltransferase. The record is from RefSeq and is a predicted model, not a curated record. Gene Ontology annotation, biological process: tRNA methylation; RNA (guanine-N7)-methylation. NCBI's taxonomy places the organism in Eukaryota, Viridiplantae, Streptophyta, Magnoliopsida, Poales, Bromeliaceae. The transcript has 3 exons. The coding region runs from base 259 to 1044 and encodes 261 amino acids. Gene Ontology annotation, molecular function: tRNA (guanine(46)-N7)-methyltransferase activity. Gene Ontology annotation, cellular component: tRNA methyltransferase complex.
CCAUCGGACCUUGUUGGCCACGACCCGGCCCGUUUUGGAUCAUCUCCGCGAUUUUCCAACCCUCGAUCGAACCCUCUUCACGCAUCUCACCUCUGCGCCGUUACGAUCUCUCUCUCUCUCUCUCUCUCUCUCUCUCUCUCCGCUUCUCGUCGGAUGAACCCGUGCAUAUGAAGUGUUUGAUGAAAUGCCUCUACGAACAAUAGUAAAAAUUCCUGCUGUAAUCGAUCACAAACGCUUUAACUGCAAUUGAGUAUAAGUAUGUCGAAGGACAACAACAGCGGCGCGCAUCCGGGCAACGGCCAAUCGGGGCGGCUUCCCCGGAAGCGCUUCUACCGGGCGCGGGCGCACAGCAACCCGCUCAGCGACUCGCACUUCCCAAUUCCCCUCAGCCCCGCCGAUGUCGACUACGCCCAUCACUUCCCCCACUUCUUCGCCCCGGCCGAGCCUGAUCGUGGAAAUGGAAUGGCGCUCUCGCCCAAAGUUCGAUUCGCCGAUGUUGGCUGCGGUUUCGGUGGAUUGCUCGUCGGCCUCUCCCCGCUCUUCCCGGACACACUCAUGAUCGGAAUGGAGCUCAGAGAUAAGGUAACUGAGUAUGUCAAAGAUAGAAUCUUAGCCUUGCGAGACUCGAACCCAGGGAAAUAUGAGAACAUAUCCGUCGUUCGCACCAAUUCAAUGAAGUACAUACCGAAUUACUUCGAGAAGGGGCAGCUAUCCAAGAUGUUCUUUCUAUUUCCGGAUCCCCACUUCAAGGAGAAGAACCAUCGGCGCCGGGUGAUCAGUCCUCAAUUGCUUGACGAGUAUGCGUAUGUGAUGGAAAUCGGGGGGGUCAUAUACACGAUCACGGACGUGGAGGAGCUCGGAGAUUGGAUGAGGUCUUGCUUGGAGGAACACCCGCUGUUCGAAGCUGUUUCUGAGGAAGAGUUGGAGACUGAUCCGGUUGUUAAGCUCUUGUCUUCUGCCACGGAAGAAGGCCAGAAGGUUGCGAGGAAUGGAGGGCAGACUUUUAAGGCUGUGUACAGGCGCGUAGCGUUACACGAAGAGUAGCCGAAAUGGCUUUUUCGGAGGAUAGGGUGAUUUUGCUGAAGCUGCUCAAUCGCAGAAAGAGAUGCUUCGUGGUGUUGAUCGGUUUAGAGUUCUCUCAUCAGAUGAGCUGCUUUGGAGCUGUUUUUCGAAGUAUUUUUUACUAUCUGCAGUUAUUUGGUUUCUGUUGUUUUAACGUGGUUAGGGUUUGCUAUUUUUUUAAGUUUAAUUUGGAUUAUAUGCUAGAUUGGUAUGAAUAGGCUGCACCUUGAAGUAGAGAAGUGGAAGUGGACAUGCAAAUGCUUGCUGCACUAUUUUGUCAGGAUUUCCUACUUGAGGAAUGACUAGUGUUGCUCUGGUUUGGAUG